Symbiodinium sp. CCMP2456 is the source of this 2106-nucleotide messenger RNA. Lineage: Eukaryota; Dinophyceae; Suessiales; Symbiodiniaceae. The record is from the annotation of a GenBank genome assembly.
AUGGUACACAGUUGGAUCGCCGCUCCCCCGCAGCCCGGCGGUAUCCAGCGUUGGAUCUACGAAACUCCUGUCCGUUGGCAAGUGCAGCGCGCGACCCGUGGCGAUAUCCACGCUCUCGCUCCACUCGACAACAAAUUCGCGUUUGCAGGCAUUGGGGCCUCGGCGCUGACCGGAGAAAUUGUUCUCGCCGACGAAACGCGCAUGGCCUACGAGCGAACACUGUUCGAUGGCGAUCGUGGCCCUCGUUCGCAAAUCCUUGACCUGGCCGCGAUGCCAGACGGGCUCUACUCGCUCGAUUCGGAAGGAAACAUUCUUUAUUGGUCGGCGGAUCCCGAGACCGGCAAGUGGGGAUUCGUGCGUGGCUCGAACUUGAAUGCCACGCUGAAAGCCGAUCCCGCCCUACUUCGUCCCUGGCUGCUGCGCGGAACGCGGAUCGCCUCGAACCGAUCCGAUACGCUCCUGUUCCCCAUCCCAGUGCGCAUGGAACAAGGCAUCCCCUAUUGGCGGAUCGGAACGUGGAAAGCUGGCGGUGAGAACGCCGAAUUACUCGCCGCGAUUCCUCAUCAAUUCCCCGGCGGGAUCGGAGCGAUGGCCAGUAGCGAUAACGGAAUGCGUGUCGCGGCCGCCGACAUCAGCGACUCCGGCGUGCUGGUCCUAGCCGAUCGGCAAAAUGCAAACGCCUCGCAAUCGAUCGCGACCGGGGCGAAUGUCCGGAGCGUAGCAAUGCCAUCAAGUGGCAACCGCGUUGCCGCGAUCGUCGCGAAGUCGCCGCGUGGUCCAUUCGAAUUGCGCCUUUGGGAUUGGCCGGCUGGACAACCUCCCACAGCAAUGCCGUCGGUCCCUCUUGCGGCAGUCGCCACCGAUUGUGCCUUCCGCGGCGAUGGAAAGUUUUUGGCAGUCACCCAGGACAACUCCGUGAUUGUCUAUCCCUGGGAUAACUUCGAUCGCCCUGCCCGGUUAGCCACACCGAUUGUUGCGCCCGCGAAAGUUGGCUUCACGCUCGACCCCGACUAUCGCAUUGUGAUCGAACCUCCUGCCGGCGGCGAAGAGCCCCCCAAAGCAAUUCAGUUUGAAACGGCCCAGCGUCGCUAUACGGAAGUGCAACCGCCACCGCCGAUGGUCCCUUCCAACCCUUGGCAAGGCCCCUGGAAGCUGACGCAAAAAGCUGUCGAUCGUGGGACACGUUUGGUUUACGAGAUCGUUCAGAACGACGAUACCUACUGCCAGAUUCCAGCGUCCAUACUUGGUACAUCGCGCAUCACGUCAGUUUGCUGGCUGGCGAUCGGUGAGCAAAACCAAGCCCCGACUCAUGUUGUCGUAGGUACACUCGGUCGAAACCAUGCCUACCUGCUCGAUAUCACGAACCCACAGAACGUUCGUGUCGUGCGCGAGUUUCGUGGGCAUUCAUCGGCAAUUCGCAGUGUUGGCGUUUCGGUCGACUAUCGAUAUUUGGUUACCGGAAGCGACGACGGCCUGGUCAAUAUUUGGAAGCUGACCGAAAACCCGAUCGCUUCGCCUUCGCAGAACCGCUGGGGGGCGAACUUCGAGAUCGUCGAGGGACGCGUGGUCGUGCGCGAUGUCGUUCCCGACGGCCCGCUUUAUUAUCGCGGCGUUCGAGAUGGUGACGUGAUCGCCGCUGUGGUCAAACGCAACGAUGCAGCCGAAGAUGCCGAUGCCGACCAGCCACCCAAGCAGAUAGUUCGCAAUGGUGCCCCCCAGAAGCCUUUCUUUCUGCAUCCGGCCUGGCAGCCGCUUGCAUCGCUGGUAACGACGACAGAUCGGGAAUGGGCGUUUUGGACGCCGUAUGGCUACUACGAUGCGUCGUUCAAUGGGCACAAGAUGUUUGGUUGGCAAAUCAACCAAGGCAUCGAUCAGGCACCAGACUUUUUCCUGGCCGCCGAGCUUCAGCAGCAGUUGGAGAAGCCACGCGUGAUGGAGCGAUUGCUGGACGCCGGUAGCCUGUCCGCCGCGAUGCAAGUCGCCAAAGCGGAGGUACCGUUCAACUUGCACAAUCGCCUGGAAGGCCUGGCGUCGCUUCGCCCACAGAUCACCAUCGACUCACCGACAAGCGACACGACACUGACCGACCGCGACGUGAUUGUCGAA